Lodderomyces margitis is the source of this 522-nucleotide messenger RNA. RefSeq names its product DNA-directed RNA polymerase II subunit (gene RPB7). The record is from RefSeq and is a predicted model, not a curated record. Gene Ontology annotation, biological process: DNA-templated transcription; positive regulation of translational initiation; transcription initiation at RNA polymerase II promoter. Gene Ontology annotation, cellular component: RNA polymerase II, core complex; P-body. The coding region runs from base 1 to 522 and encodes 173 amino acids. The transcript has a single exon. Gene Ontology annotation, molecular function: translation initiation factor binding; single-stranded RNA binding; single-stranded DNA binding. NCBI's taxonomy places the organism in Eukaryota, Fungi, Ascomycota, Pichiomycetes, Serinales, Debaryomycetaceae.
AUGUUUUUCUUGAAAGAUUUAUCAUUAAACCUAACGUUGCAUCCUUCAUAUUUCGGUCCCCAAAUGGACCAGUACUUGAGAGAUAAACUAUUAAGUGAUGUCGAGGGCACAUGCACGGGUCAGUUUGGGUACAUUGUCUGCGUCCUAGAUUCAAUGAAUAUCGAUGUCGGUAAAGGAAGAAUAGUUCCUACAACAGGAAUGGCUGAAUUCGAAGUGAAAUACCGUGCUGUUGUUUGGAAACCAUUCAAGGGGGAAGUUGUUGAUGGUGUGGUGACUACCGUUAAUAAAAUGGGAUUUUUCGCUGAUGUGGGUCCAUUAUCAGUGUUUGUCAGUACGCAUCUAAUACCAUCAGAUAUGAAGUUCAACCCAUCGGCUAACCCACCAGCUUAUUCGAGUCCUGAUGAAAACAUAGAGAAAGGGUCCAAGGUUAGAUUAAAGAUUGUGGGGACCAGAACCGAUGUAAAUGAAAUCUACGCGAUUGGAAGUAUCAAAGAGGAUUAUUUAGGCCCAAGUCCGUUGUGA